Molecule: messenger RNA, 1352 nt
Organism: Solea solea (common sole)
Lineage: Eukaryota; Metazoa; Chordata; Actinopteri; Pleuronectiformes; Soleidae
Gene: fsbp
Exons: 4
Coding region: 3-845 (280 amino acids)
Source: RefSeq, a predicted model, not a curated record
UCAUGAGCCAGAUUCGGGAAAAGGCUGAUUGUCAGGUAGCGGUCCAGCUAACUUCAGAGCUAACUAUGCCUGGGAAAUGUAAAUUUCAGGACACCUGGCUGGCGAAGGACAUUUAUAAGGACUGGCUGGUUAAGGACCUGCACGAUAUUCACUUCGCGCGAUGUAGAGCCUGUUGUAGAUCAAUCAAACUCCAGACAAUGGGCGAGGCUGCGCUCACCAGUCACGCAGGAGGAGCUGGACACAAAGCUGCGGUGCGCAAGCUAAUGGAAGGUACUUUAAUGGUGGUGAAUGUAGAUGAUGAGAUAAAUGGCAGCGAUAGUCAGACUGAGGAAAGCAAGGAGCAAGUGGCCAUCUGCCUCCAGCGUGAUGCCUUGGACAGAAUAGCAGGCAGCAACUGGUCAGAUGUGCACCACAUUCCCACUACAAACUCCACAUCCCACAAUGCAGAGCUACCGGAUGUGGCAUUUCACUCUGCCUACUUCACAGCACCAGGCACGUCCAGGCUUGUCAGUCAUCGUCUCCAGUCAUCAGGCAGCGACACGGAGGAGGCUGGCAGCCACCGCUUGAUUCAGCAUGACUCCAUAGACCUGGCGAGAGCGGAGCACCAGCAGAGAACAGAGACCCUGGAGCAGCAGCAGCAGAUGAAGAUCUUGGAGUGGGAGAACAGGAUGAAGGUGCUGGCGUGUGAGCAGGAGCUGGUGAGGGAGAAGAGGAGAGCCGUUCGGCAGAAAGAGAAGGCCUUCAGGAUGAAGAAAGCGUACUAUAAAGCCAAGCUAAAAAAGAUGGGGGAGGACGUGCCACCGUCUUCCUCCAGCAGCAACGAUGAAGAGGAAAAAAACAUCUGAUCCAAUACAGUAAACUGACAACAACAUAUCUGUUUUUAUUUGUGCUUAUUGCACUCAUGUCUUCUUCUGUCAUUGAAUUGUUACUAUUUUUAUACUGUGCAUUGUUUUUGUACAUAAAUGCAGUGACUUAGCUGUUUUUACACAGAGAGAAAAAAUACUUUCCAAUGAGUAAGACUGAAUAAGAUAUUUGAAAAUGUUCAAAUAGAUUAACUAGAAGUACUGCAGCUUCAAAAAUCAACUGACCUUGUUAAGAUAAUUAUCCCAAUGUGUGUUUUAGACAUUCAUUUAGCAUAGAAUGGCUUUAAUAUUCAAAAUCACACAUAGUAUUUUAAAAAAUGUAUUGAGAUGACAUCUAAUCACUACAAAUGUAGAAAACAUUUUCAAAUGAACAGUCCUUUUCACACAUUAUUGUUGAAGCUGCUUCUUCAGUGUAUGUCCAAGAGAAUGUUUGCUUAAAUGUUUUUUUGCUUGCUUCCUAAAUAAAUGUAAUUAGUGGAGAAACACACA